Molecule: messenger RNA, 1782 nt
Organism: Trichoplax adhaerens
Lineage: Eukaryota; Metazoa; Placozoa; Uniplacotomia; Trichoplacea; Trichoplacidae
Exons: 16
Coding region: 1-1782 (593 amino acids)
Biological process (GO): protein folding
Cellular component (GO): cytosol; chaperonin-containing T-complex
Molecular function (GO): ATP-dependent protein folding chaperone; ATP hydrolysis activity; ATP binding
Source: RefSeq, a predicted model, not a curated record
AUGCACGUGUUCGACUUUUAUGACCAUACUGCUUCCAACUAUCCUAAAGCAUCUUUACUAUCUUAUCCUGUUCUCGAAGCUGGCUCGGAAGAGGAAAAAGCUGAAUCAGCGCGAACGUCAGCAUUUGUUGGAGCAAUAGCUAUAGGAGAUCUAGUCAAAAGCACGCUUGGGCCAAAAGGAAUGGAUAAAGUCCUUUUAUCUUCUGUUCCGGGACGAGAAAGUUCUAUUCAAGUUACUAAUGAUGGAGCGACAAUCCUGAGAUCAAUUGGUGUUGAUAAUCCUGUUGCAAAAAUUUUAGUUGAUUUAUCUAAAGUUCAAGAUGAUGAGGUCGGUGAUGGUACAACAAGUGUUACUGUCUUAGCUAGUGAACUACUAAGGGAAGCUGAACAUUUAAUAGCAAUGAAAAUGCAUCCUCAAACGAUUAUUCGUGGAUGGCGUCUUGCGGCGAAAACUGCCGUCGACGUGCUAACAUCUGUUGCGGAAGAUCACGGAGGUGACGAGGAUCAGUUUAGAAAUAUUUGUCAACAGCAAAUUUUGACAACAGUUACAUUUAAUCUUUCAAAGGAUUUAAUGAAUAUUGCUCGAACAACGCUAAGUUCAAAGAUUUUAACACAACAUAAGGAACACUUUAGCAAACUAGCUGUUGAAGCCGUACUGAGAUUGAAGGGUAGUGGCAAUUUGGAUGCAAUACAUCUAAUAAAAAAGUUGGGCGGUAACCUGGUUGAUUCAUACUUAGACGAAGGAUUUUUACUAGACAAAACGAUUGGAGUUCACCAACCGAAGCGGAUCGAAAAUGCCCGCAUAUUAAUUGCAAACACGCCAAUGGAUACUGAUAAGAUUAAGGUUUUCGGCUCACGUGUACGAGUUGAUUCCACCGCUAAAGUGGCAGAAUUAGAGGAGGCAGAGAAGAUAAAAAUGAAAGAAAAAGUUGAAGCAAUAUUAAAGCACAACAUAAAUUGCUUCAUAAAUAGACAACUUAUAUAUAACUACCCAGAACAGCUAUUUGCAGAUGCCGGCGUAAUGGCAAUUGAACACGCUGACUUUGAAGGAGUUGAACGUUUAGCCUUAGUAACUGGAGGUGAGAUUGUAUCUACUUUUACCCACCCUGAUCAAGUAAAAUUGGGGACUUGCAAGUGUAUUGAAGAAGUAAUUAUCGGUGAAGACAGACUUAUAAGAUUUUCAGGUGUUUCACUUGGUGAAGCUUGCACCAUAGUAUUGCGAGGAGCUACACAGCAAAUUUUAGACGAAGCAGAUCGAUCACUACAUGAUGCUUUAUGUGUUCUAACACAAACAAUUAAAGAAACUAGAGUUGUAUAUGGUGGUGGAUGUUCAGAAAUGCUAAUGGCAAAUGCUGUUUCCGAAUUAGCUGCUAAAACACCUGGUAAAGAAGCUAUUGCUAUAGAGUCUUUCGCGAAAGCCUUACGUCAGUUGCCUACUAUUAUUUCCGAUAAUGCUGGAUAUGACAGCGCAGAUUUGAUUACUCGCCUUCGAGCUGCCCAUUCUAAAAAGGAAAGAACUGCCGGACUAGAUAUGAUUAAUGCAACGAUUGGCGAUAUGAAAGCAAUUGGUAUCACAGAAUCUUACCAAGUAAAACGUCAGAUUGUGAUUUCUGCCGCGGAAGCAGCGGAAAUGGUAUUAAGAGUUGAUAAUAUUAUACGAGCAACGCCCAGGUCAUUUUUUGUUACAAUCAAUUUAGUGCUAAUGUAUUAUCCACCGAUGUUGCAUUCCCAUUUAGAAAUUUCUUCGGUUUAUUUGUUUCCUGCGUAUUCUAACAAUGUUUAA